CCGGUCAGUAGCCUCCGUAUCACUGUGUGCACCCGUGCCAGCGCUCGAGCUCCAGCGACACAGCGCGCGCUCCGAAUCUUGUUUUUUUUUUCACGGACCUAACACUUCCGGACAUUUUCGUGCUUUAAUUUCCUGAAAUAAUUUGCAACUGAAGGCGAGCGGAGGUUUUAUUUGUAGCAGCGGGACAGACUCGGCGACACCGGGGCACAGAGCGGGGAUAAGAGCGAGCCUUCAAGCCCAUUAUAACCCAGGACACCGGACAUUAUUCCUGCAAGAGAGGACGCUACUUUGGAUUACUUUGACACACAGUUUGUGUCUGGAAUACAUAAAAAAAUAUUACUACAAUAUUUUAUCUUCUGGUUCUCCGCAUUUAGCUUUCCUUCAGUGGAUAAUUCAGCCCUCACAUUAGGCUGUGCGUAUGUAUGCACUUCAGUGCGCUUUGUGCAGAUUAUAGCCAGGGUGAAAGCAGUAACCUGUAGCAGAAUAACAGAACAAAAUAACUAAGUAAGCAUUUAUUUCACUUUGAAACAACCUCCAACUUAUUUAUAAUUGUUUUGGACUGAGCCCUGCGCCUUUUUGAACUCAGAGAAAUCUGUGAAACCCGGAUCAGGAUCAGGAUGCAUCGCAGCUGAAACCACGAGUCCGGGACUUUGGUGUUGAAAUCAGAUCGGACGGACCUCCACCUCCCUCCUGGACCUGGUCAGGAGCCGAAUCAUGAAUCAUCCUGUCGGUGCGAUGUUGAUCCUGCUCCCGGUGCUGUGCCUGCUGUGCGGAGCCUCCUGGGCAGCGACCCUGGGCGGACUGGAAGACACCAUUCUUAUUCGAGAGGAGUUCAGCAAUGUGGCCAACUUCAGCACCUUCCUACUGGACCAUUCAUCGGGCAUGCUGUUCCUGGGUGCAAGGGAUGCCAUACUGGCUGUGGACACCAACAAACUGAAGCAACGACCAAAAAAGAUUGUUUGGGAUGUGCCGGUGGAGAAGAGGAAGUCUUGUGUUGCAAAGGGAAAGACAGAGGUCGACUGUAACAAUUACAUCCGCCUGCUGAAGUUUCUGGCUGACGGACGCAUCUAUGUGUGUGGCACCUACGCCUUCGACCCCCAGUGUGCCUUCCUGGAGCGCUCCUCCUUCACCCUGGAGAGAACCGAGGAUGGAGGGGUGAAGAUGGAGACGGGGAAGGGCAAGUGUCCCUUUGAGCCCAGUCAGCACUACACAGCUGUUAUGGCAGGUGGUACCCUAUACACAGCAGCAACCAGUAACUUCCUGGGAACGCUGUUUGACAUCUCCCGGGCAACAGGCGCUGAGCAGGAGCGCAUUCGAACUGAACGAUCCAUCAACUGGCUGAGCGACCCAGAGUUUGUGAGCUCAGCCUUCAUAGAGCAGUCUGCAGACAGCAACCCAUCAGGAGACGACGACAAAAUCUACUUUUUCUUCACUGAGGUGGCCAAAGAAUAUGACCUCUACACCAAAGUCAAAGUGCCCAGGGUGGCACGAGUCUGCAAGUCUGAUGUGGGAGGGAUGAAGACUCUGCAGCGACGUUGGACCACCUUCCUCAAGGCUGAGCUUGUGUGUGAGGACAAACCAAGCGGUCAGCGCUACAACAUUCUAACUGAUGUUUUCACCACACAACACACACCAGGCGACCCCAGCAGCACACACUUCUACGGACUGUUCACCUCCCAGUGGGAGCGUGAAGAGGUAUCAGCAGUGUGUGUUUUCAGUCUGUCUGACAUCAGCAAAGUAAUGGACGGUCCCUUUAAAGAGCUGAAGAAGACCUGUGAGAACUGGAUCAACCCUGAACCUGUCCCCACACCCAGGCCUGGCCAGUGUUUGAACAACGCUUUGAAGGCAGAGGGGUUCGAGUCCUCCCUGAAACUUCCCGACAAGGUGUUGACAUUUGUGAGGGACCACCCACUGAUGGAGAACAGUGUCAUGGCAGCACCCCUGCUGGUCCGGAAAGGAAUCACAUACACAAAGCUGGCUGUUACACAGACUGGCACUGGAGAGGAGAAGAAAGGAGCAGUGCUGCACCUUGGAACAGACCGUGGGGAGCUCCACCGGGUGGCAGUAGUGGGCCAGAAUGCCACCUUAUUGCAGGAGAUUCCUCUGUUCACCUCACAGGAGCCAGUCAACAAUAUAUUACUGCACCAGGGCUGGGCUCUGGUGGGCAGCCCUCUGUCUCUGGCUCGUGUCCAGGCUGAAGGCUGCACUCUGUAUCCCAGCUGUGAGGUGUGUGCCAGAGCCAGAGGCCUGGGCUGUGUGUGGAUCCCAGAGGAAGGAGCCUGCAGAUCCACAACAGCAGAGCCUGGUCCAGGUGAUAUGAUUGAUGACGCCUUGAAAAAGUGUGAGACAGGAGAAGGGCGCUGCACCCCAUCCAUCAGGGAGCUGCGAGUUUCCAUGGGUCUGCGCCUCUUGUUGCCAUGUGUCCAGCUGUCUCCCAGGCCCUGUAGCUGGGAGCAUCCUCCACACAGACUCACCAGGCAGCACCACUCUGACCUGGAGGUGACUGUCACAGAGGACAGCCUUGGAAAAUACAUCUGCACAUGCCAGGAGGCGGGACCAGGUAUCAGAGACCCCACCCCCUGCCUUAGAGCAGCCUAUCAGCUCACACUAGAAGGCCCCAGUGCUGGUGGAGCAGUGGCGGCAGCAGGGGGACGACAUGUCCUGGCCAUCUACAUCCUUGUCUUCUGCGGGGGUGUACUGUUUGGUGUGUUUAUCUACUUCGUGACCCGUAGGCGCAGCCUUAGCCGGCAGGGCCACCACCUGCCAGAUAAUUCGCUGUCAUCAGAGAAGGGGCGGGACUUAUUGGGAUCCUCGGCCACCCCACAGUCCCCUAGCAGUGCCAGCCUGCUGUCCGAGGGAUUCAGAUUGACGGAAAAACGUAACGGCACGGCGACCACAACUACGUCUACAACGCUCCUCAGCAACCUGGGUAAUGGUGGUCACCAUGGCAACAGCUACAGCGGCACCCUGAUCCACAGCAACCCCAGCAAUGGCCAUGGGAAUUCCUUGUAUGCCAACUGCAACACAAGUAGCAGCGGGCUGAAGUUCGCCUCUGAAAUUUUAGCUGCAGACAUGCUGGAUGGAAGGACUGGGGAGAGGGAGAGGGGGAGACCCGAGGGGGUAGAGAGGGAGUCAGGGGAAGGGGAUGAGGUGGAUGAGGGGCUGGGGGAUGGGGGAGGGGACGGGAUGAAAGGACUGGAGGAGGAGUUGGCCAGCUUUCCCAUGUUUAAAUCACCAGCACCACUGGCUAAAUGUGAAGAAAGUUCAAUAUGAAAAGGUGAUAUGAAUGCUCUAUUGAUUGCACCAUUUUGCAUCCUCUAAAUAAACUGAAUGCUACUUGGAGAAAUGCAAAAUGGCUACUGCCAAAUGCCUUUGAAUGGGAGCUGUGGAAUGACGAGAGACUACAGAGAUAUAUGAGAAAUAUAUAAGUUUAUUUCUAAGCAUGUGAGAGAGUUGUGGAAAGAAUGGUGAGAUAGAAAACAUAUUCCAGUGUUGUGACAACCACAGCGAAAUACAUGUGUCAGAUGUAAAUAUAAAAUGUAAAUAUAAGCUGAACCUGACUGUGGACAUGGAGCUGAGCGUGAUAUCACGCAAUGUUACAAAAAAAUCAAAGAUGAAAUGUCUACAUGUGUGGACAUGGAAAAGCCAUAAUGUCUUUCUCCUUAACUUCUGUUGUUGUUUGCUCUCUCGUUCUCUUCUCCUGAUGGCACUGCAAAAGAAAAGUGCACUUUGAAUCUCUCAGCACGUCUCUCUGUCUCUCUAUUUCUAUUCCUCUCUCUGACACAUCACUCCAAUCCCAGGCCCUGAUGGGUCCAAAGGCACCAAAGGACUGCUGAGCCAUAGACUUCCCAGUUGGACUGCACCAGUUCUGGGCUUCAAACAGAGAGAUGUCACUGUCAGAGACUAAAGAACCAUAAAUUCACUGCAGAGCCCUCAGACGGGCUACAGUGACCGUGACGGGCUGUCCCUGCCUACACUGCCGCAGACGUCAAGAGGAUGAUGGGGUUGAAGGUCGCCUGUCAGAUUUUUGUCAGUGUGGAAAGUUAAAGAUGCACAGCAGAUUUAAGGUGACUGACUGCUGCCCAGAUCUGUCACUGUUCACAUUCACAGUUACUGAGACAGAAGAUAAAUGACUUUCAAAAAGUUGUGAAAUUCAUUUUAGCCUCAUCAAAUGGACCUUGCCAGACACAAAGCCACCAUCACCUUGUUUUAUGAGUGUGGAUUUCAACAUAACAAUGUAUUGUUUUUGUCAUGUUGUUUUGUAAUAAAGCCUAAAAAAGUUGCUAUUA
Dicentrarchus labrax (European seabass) is the source of this 4289-nucleotide messenger RNA. RefSeq names its product sema domain, immunoglobulin domain (Ig), transmembrane domain (TM) and short cytoplasmic domain, (semaphorin) 4F (gene sema4f). Gene Ontology annotation, molecular function: semaphorin receptor binding; chemorepellent activity. The transcript is spliced from 15 exons. The record is from RefSeq and is a predicted model, not a curated record. The coding region runs from base 715 to 3273 and encodes 852 amino acids. NCBI's taxonomy places the organism in Eukaryota, Metazoa, Chordata, Actinopteri, Moronidae. Gene Ontology annotation, biological process: semaphorin-plexin signaling pathway; axon guidance; negative regulation of axon extension involved in axon guidance.